Cuscuta epithymum is the source of this 1012-nucleotide messenger RNA. Lineage: Eukaryota; Viridiplantae; Streptophyta; Magnoliopsida; Solanales; Convolvulaceae. The record is from the annotation of a GenBank genome assembly.
CGGAUAUCAAAAUGUAAUAGCAUAAGAAGGAUCUCUUGAAUCUCUGCACGUAAUUAGGGAUCUGAGUCUGAAAAAAAAAAUACGGAGUAGGAAAAAAGAACCUUUUGAGAGACAAAGGCCUCUGUCGAGAAAACAGAAGGGGUUAUAAUGCAAAGUCAGGCAACAUCGAUGAGAAUAGCCUCAUAUUCCAGAUGGAAUCAAAGAUAAUAACAGCGAAACAAAGAGGCGUUUGUUUGAGGGGAUGGGAGGUCUUGGUUCGGCACAUCGGCUACUUGGGUGUCAUUAGGGAGAUCCCCCAUCGGUGACUUUCAUCAUCACAUCUAGCAAGAUCUGAGAGAUGGAGUGAGGGAAACUAAUCAGAGAUGGGUCUCCAGUUUUCCGUGCGUCAGAGCCGAGCGCCGUUCCUCCGGCGUCAGCGCGUGGCGGCCGAUGCAGCGCAGUAGCAGACUUUUCAGGGACUACGAUGCUGGACGGAGGAUGUGGGUUUCUCUCAGUUCGUCGAUUGGAGGUCCGUCCGCCAGCACUUGCGAACAGAUAUCCGACCCUAGCAAGAAGAGAGCUCGAGGAUGCUCUACAGGUCUUCAAUCCGGCGACAAUCAAACUAUCGAGGCGGUUGGAGGUAAAAAUAGGGGAAGUCAGCAGUGGAAGUUACAGGUAGUGGAGAUUACAAACAGCAUUUGUGUGUUAAAAUCGAAAGCGACGAAGGUGGGGAAGGGAGAAGGGGAGGCGUUCUGGAAAUCCGAUCUAGAAAAUACGGAGUAUACCGCAUACAUGUGUAGUGUUAGAUAGACUGUGAAGGUGGGUAUGGGUAAAUCCUAAAAUUCUAGAAUUUGAAUACAGAGUAUGGAUAUAUGGAUAUUUGUUUUUGAAUAUAUGAAUCAAUGUAUGGUUCCUAAUUUUCUCUAAUUAAAUAAGCAUUUCACAAUAAGCAAUGAGAGUGAUCCGUUUCAUAACUCAUAUUUUUGACUUUAACUUUAUUGGUAAAUAAAUACAAAAUUUACAAUUCCAUGCA